AUGCUCCCUGACGGCGGAGAGCUCCUGUGUAGGGGCGACUCGGACAAUUGGGAGAAGUUCCGCGCGCUUUCGCGACGCGUGCGGGCCGAGCAUGGCGCAUCAGCCGCGCCACGAGACGCUCCUGGGCUGGCACUCGCCCGGGCUGCGCACGCGGAGCCGCACUCUCCCAAGACCGCCGGACCCGGAUCCGCCCACUCCCUGCAGCCCGGAGCGCCUCCCGUCCCAGGGCGAGGCCCGCAGCUCGGCCAGUCGCCGGAUUCCGUCGGCCUCCCGCGCCACGCACCGUGCCGGACGCCAUCCGAGGCGCACGCGCGCACGUGCGGGAGCGUGACGGCCCCGCCGUGGUCCGCGGAGACCACCACGGCGCUCGACGACGCCCUGAACAGCCACUCCGAGCACCACGUCAGCGGCGACGGCACCGUGGGCACCGCCGCGGACGCCGCAGCCUCCGCCCGCGCCGAGGUCGCGCGCAAGGUCGACGCCCUGCUGCGCGCCGCGGGCGGAGACCAGCUCCAGGGCAUCUGGUGCGAGCUCACGGGCGAGUCGGCCAUGAGCCUCUGCCGCCCUGGCGCGCCCGCGGAGGUGUCGGUGCAGGGGCGGGUUCCGCGGUCCGCGCUGCAGCUCCAGCGCCCGGGCGGGCCGCGCAAGCCGAGCGCCGCGCUCGCCACCGCCGCGCAGGCCAGCGUCGCGGCCGCCACGGGCGCGCGCGCCCGCCAAGCCGCCGGCGCCCGCCGCCCGCGUUCCGACCCGCCGGCGGACGCGACCGCCGGCGCCGCGGCGCCCGGCAGCGCGCGCGUGAGCAGCGUCAGCGACGGCACCGCCGCGCCGGGCUCCACGGGGCAGCGCAGCUCCGCGCCCGGCGACGUCGCCGCCAAGGACCUCCCGGCGCCGACGGAGACCCCCCCGGAGACCCCCGCGGCCCCCGAGGACGACGAGGACGUCGUCAUCCUCAGCGAGGCGUCGCGCGCGGACCGCGCGCAGGUCCUCCGGAUCCUGGCGGUGCAAAUCGCCAACAGCCCGGAUUUCCGGAUCCUCCAGGGGCUGUGGGACUGCGAGGAGCCCGCGCUGCAGGUCCUGCACAGCCCGAGCAUGCUGCAGUGCAGCCUCACGUGCGGCUCGCGGAGCCGCCCCGGCGCCGUCGCGCUGUCGGAGCUGCUGUCCAUCGACCCGCGUGCUGCGCACCUCCUGGCCGUUGUGCACAUGUGGGGCUCCGCGCGGGACCUCCUGCCGCCGCCCGGACCAGCGAGCGGACGGCCGUCGGCGCUGGACCACCGCGCCCUGUGCCUCCUCGUCGCGUUCUUCCUCCAGACGCGCAGCCAGCCAACACUCCCCCCCCUCCGGGCCCUCUUCGGCGGCCCCGACACCAAGAAGCCGCUGUCGGAGCGCAGCGCCGGCGGCGAGGCGCAGCACCUCUCGGAGAUGGAGCAGCGCGUCCGCGCGGCGGCGGCGCAGCUGCGCGAAGCCCGCAAGGCGGCGGCGGCGGAGCGCGGGCCGGGGGAGACAGUGUCGUCGAUCUUCUUCUCGUUCCUGUGCUUCCUGAAGAUCACGUUCGAGAUGUGGCACUGCGGCGCGCUCGACGGGCUCGCGCCGGACGUCUGGUCGGGGCAGUGGGUGACGGUCCCCCGGUCCCCAGCCUCCUCGGACUCCCCCGCCGCGGCCAAGCCCUCCGCGGACGGCAGCGCCGCCUCCGUCGCGGGCAGCUCCAGCGCCACGAUGCCCGUCGAGGGCGACAGCGACCGCUCCGUCUCGGGCGCCGCCGUGCUCCUCCAGGCGCAGCAGGCCGCCCAGCGCGCGGCGCGCGCCGCUUUCGAGGCCUCGCAGCGCGGCCGCGCGGGCAUCGCGCCGAGCGGCGCGCCGGGCGUGAGCUCCCUCGCGCCCCCGCCGCCGCUCGCGGCCAUCGGCGUCGGCCCGGGACGCAGCCGCCCUGUGGCGCAGACGCUCCCGGCCAUCGUCUACAUCGCCGACCCCGUCGUGGAGGGCGUGAACGCGACGACGCGCAGCAACGACCCGCGCGCGGUCCUCACGGCCGCCGCGGCCGCCGCGCAGGCCGUGCAGGCGCUCCAGUCGGUCCGCAGCCCCGAGGAUGCGGUGCGCGAAGCUGACGCGCUGUUCGGCGGGAAGGGCGCGGUGGCGAUGGCGGCGGCGGCGGCGAGCGCUGCGGCGGCCGCGGCGGCCGCGGCGUUCCACGACCCGCGCCGGUCGGCGCAUCCGCCGGCGCCGCGGAGCGGGGGUACGCCGCAGUCGUACGCGAGCAGCAUCGACGGGCACUCGCCUGGGCGCGGCGGCGGGGGCCGCGGCGGGCGCGGUGGCGCGGUCGCGGGCGGCAUGGGCGGUGCGGCGGCGGAGGCGGCGGCGGCGGCGGCGGCGGGUCGCGCCGUACGCCUACUCCUACAUGUCCCACUACGGCCACAUGCAAGGGAUGCACGGCGUGCCGCAGGUGAUCUGGGCGACGCAGAACAUGCCGGGCACGGUUCCGAUGCCGGCGCCGCCGCCGGGCGACCCGGGGGCGGUGCCGCCGCCACCGCACUCGGCGACGCGCCUCCGGGCCGCCCGCGCCGCCACCGCCGCCGCCGCCGCCGCCGUCGGCGCCCCGUCAGGCGGCGUCGAAGGUGGAGGGCGCGCCGAACUGGGCGCCCGCGCCGCCCGGCGGGCCCCCGCCGCGGCAGAUGCACAGCGACGCCGGGGGCGGUCAGCGCGCGUGGCGGGGGGGGUCUUCCACGGACGGGUCGUCCGCGCAGAGGGGCCACCGCGGCCCGUACGGGCAGCAGUCGUGGAGCGGGCAGCAGCCCGGGGGCGGCCGCGGCGGCCGCGGCGGGCGCGGCGGCUGGGCGCACCGCGAGCCGGCGGGGAGUGGGCGGGCGGCGGCGGCGGCGGCGCGGGCCCCAGCGACGGCAUCUCCGUCGGCCCGCGCGGCCUCGUCGGCCCCGACGGCGUCGCGAUCAAGCCCGCGGGCCGCGCGGAGUUCUCUGCGCGCGCCGCUCGCAUCGGCAUGGCACGGCAGCAGUCGUCCGACAACGGCGGCCGCGGGCCGCCGCCGGGCUCGCCGCUCGACGCGCAGGGGGCGCCGCCGCAGCAGCUCGCGGGCCGCUACGACGGCCAGGGCGGGCCGCGCGGCCCGGGCGGCUCCAGCGCGGUGUCGCCGCAGACGGCGCACAUGCCCGGCGACGGGGGCACGUCGAGCCCGCUGCAGGGCCACGGGCGGCCCGCGGGCGGGCGCGGCGGCGCUCCCGCGCACUGGAUGCACCAGGGCGGCUCGCCGCACCAGGCCGUGGCGGCCGCGGCCCAGCAGGGGCAGGUGCCCGUAGACGUGCUGAUGGCGCUCCUGGCGCAUGGGCAGCAGGGCCACGCGCCGAACGGCGACGCGGCCGCACAGGCGCAGGCGCAAGCUCAGGCGCAGGCGCAGGCGCAGGCGCAGGCGCAAGCUCAGGCGCAGGCGCAGGCGCAGGCGCAGGCGUCGGCAGCGAUGCAGGGUGCAUCGUCAGGGCCGAUGGCGCGGGGCGUCGUGCCGCAGGGGGCGCGGGACGUGUCGAGCGGGUACGAGGAGGCGCGGCGGGCGGGCCACGGCGGCGGGCGCGGGCGCGGCGGGCAGGGUCAGGGCGGCGGGGGCUGGCAGGGCGGCGCGGUGGCGGAUGGUGCGGCGGCGCCCCCGUCGCAGGUGGCCGGGCGCGGGGCCGGCGGGGGGGUUCCGGGCGACCAGGCGCUGUACGAGCUGCUGGGGUCGUACCUGCAGCAGCAGCAGCAGCAGGUGGGCGAUCCGCAGAGCGGCGGGGCGGACACGGGUCCUCCCGGGUGGUCGCAGCACUCGCAGGCUCCGCAGUGGCAGCAGCAGCUGGGCGCGCAGCCGCAGGGCGCGGCGCCGCAGGGCCCGGGCGGCCGGGGCCGCGGGCGCGGCGGCAGGCGCGGCGGGCACCGCGGCGGGCGCGGCGGGCGCGGCGGCGGCGGCAACCACAGCAACAACAGCGGCAGCCACCACACGUCGGUUCCGCAGCACUCGAGCAGCUCCUCCCUGGCGGCGAUGCAGGGCGGGCAGAGCGCGGCGAUGGCGAUGUCGCAGCAGCAGCAGAUGCAGCCGCAGCAGGCGUACAUGCUUCAGGGGGUCGUCUCUGGGCCGCAGAACGGGCUGGCGCUGGGGUCGAUGGUGCACCUGCCGUCGGGGCAGUACGCGCUGGCCACGCAGCACGGGGUGUCGCAGGCGAUGCCGCAGAUCGCGUACAUGACCGGGGCGCAGGGGCACAUGCACCCCAUGCAGCUCACGCCAGUGCUGGGCGCGCACGGCAUGGUGGGGGGCGUGGUGGACAUGCACGGCGCCGGGGCGUACGGGGCCGGCACGCCCACGCAGGUGCACCUGCCGACGGUGUCGCAGCAGCACGUCCCCGCCGCGGCCUUCCCGUUCCACAGCAGUGCCAGUGGACCCGGGUAUUGAUUUAA
Messenger RNA from Pedinophyceae sp. YPF-701, 4428 nucleotides. NCBI's taxonomy places the organism in Eukaryota, Viridiplantae, Chlorophyta, Pedinophyceae. The record is from the annotation of a GenBank genome assembly.